AUGUCUUGUGUGGCCGCUCCAUCUCUAGACGAGCUCAUUCAAAAAUUUUGGGAAACGGAGGAGAUUCCCUCUAAAAUCAUUUACUCUCCCGAAGAGGAGCUAUGCGAAACGCAUUUUAGUCAAACCCAUUCGCGGAAUGCGGACGGCCGUUAUAUUAUUCGAUUGCCAUUCCGAAAUAAUCAGCCUCCCGUUCUGGGCGAUAGUUAUAAUCUCGCUCAACGGUUGUAUUCCAAAACGGAACGACGAUUACUUCGCAAUAGCGACCUUGCUGCGGAAUACAAUAAAUUUCUCGCUGAAUACGAAGUUUUAGGGCACAUGGAACAGGUUCGCGAUUCCACCUCGCGCCGUCGGCCUGUUUAUCUCCCUCACCAUCCCGUGAUCCGGGAAAGCAGCUCGACAACCAAAGUGCGCGUUGUAUUUAACGCUUCGAGUGUCACGUCCAACGGCUUUACUCUGAAUGAUUGCUUAUUAGUUGGGCCUAAGCUUCAAAACGAUCUCGGCGGAGUUUUGCUGAAUUGGCGUUUCUAUCGUUACGUCUAUCUGGCGGACAUUGAAAAAAUGUUCCGUCAGAUCCUAGUACAUCCCGACGAUGUAGAUUACCAGAGAAUCGUCUGGAGACCGAAUCCGCAAAGUCCGGUCCUAUCGUACCGUCUCCUCACGGUUACAUACGGCACGGCUAGCGCACCGUAUCUCGCGAUCCGUGUUCGACAUCAGCUUGCCGACGAUGAGUCUCGUCGCUUUCCGCAAGCUGCAAAAAUCCUUAAAAAUUCGGCCUACGUGGACGAUCUCUUAUUGGUGCGAAUGACAUCGCGUCCGCUAUACAAUUGCGCGCUCAGCUUAACGAUUUGA
This is a messenger RNA of Nylanderia fulva, 849 nucleotides long. The record is from RefSeq and is a predicted model, not a curated record. Lineage: Eukaryota; Metazoa; Arthropoda; Insecta; Hymenoptera; Formicidae.